This is a messenger RNA of Epinephelus lanceolatus (giant grouper), 1555 nucleotides long. NCBI's taxonomy places the organism in Eukaryota, Metazoa, Chordata, Actinopteri, Perciformes, Serranidae. The record is from RefSeq and is a predicted model, not a curated record.
AAUACCCAGGACAGAUACAAACAUUUCUGUCACAGCAUAUCCCUCUCCAUCUUUUCCUGAAGGAACUCUACGGCAGCCAGUCAGACAGAAACUUUGAGGUUAAUUGGUGAAAAAUGCCGGAGGAGGAAGAACGAGAGAAAUUAGCCCAAGUCAUCAGACAGUGGAACAACAACAGACUGGACUUGUUCGAAAUAAGUCAACCUGAUGAGAACUUGGAGUUUCAUGGUGUGAUGCGCUUCUACUUUGAGGAUCAUGUUGGAGGAAAUGUGGCCACAAAGUGCUUGCGUGUUGGCAGCAACUCUUCGACUCACGAGGUUAUCGACACUCUUUCAGAGAAGUUCAGGCCUGAUAUGAAGAUGCUGACUACAAGUUAUUCCCUGUAUGAGAUUCACGCCAAUAAAGAACGUAAACUGGAUCUGGAUGAGAGGCCUUUGGUUGUACAAUUAAACUGGAACACUGACAACAGAGAGGGACGUUUUGUGCUCAAGAAAGACGGGGAGAGUUUGGAGGAAAACUGUCACGAGAAGGAAAAAGGAGGCGUGAUCCAAAGCUUCAAGAGGACACUGUCAAGAAAAGAAAAGAAGAAAGAGAAGAACAAAACUAAAGCGACUGACAAGGUUUCAGAGGAUGAGAAUGGGUCAACUGAAAAGCUACUGAACAACAACAACAGCAUUUGUGUGUCUAACCAUGAGAGGAAAAAGAACUGCACGGAGAACAAAAAUCAACAAAAGCAGGCUGCCCCGGGAGGAAAGACAGGAAGUCUUUUUCCAGACUUUUCAGAUCAACCAGGAUUACCAAUUGGAAUUAAAUGCUGCGAUAACUCUGAGGAAGCCUUCCUGUCUGCAGUCAUAAAUUACACCAACAGCUCCACAGUUCAUUUCAAGCUCUCACCUGCAUACAUCCUCUAUGCUGUGGGACGCUUUGCUCUGCAACGCCAUUACAGGCGAGGCUCUCCACCCUCGGGGCAGACACUCAGCGUAACUUCGAUCACAAACAAAAUGGUGGCCAUGACAGAGAAGGUCAUCCAGAGACAGCAGGCCAUCGCCGGGGCUCUUGCCUUUUGGAUGGCAAACUCCUCUGAGCUACUGAACUUCCUCAAGCAUGACAAAGACCUCAGCUCGCUCACACAACAAAGUCAGCUGGAUCUGUCCCACCUGGUGCACAAAGCUUACAGGUGCAGAUGAGUUUCUGAUCCUAACUGAAAUUGCAGCACAAACUCAACAGAUUGGCCAAGAAGACCUGUCUUCCACCACACAUUAAAUAGGUCACUUGUAUUUCAACAGUGGAAGGAUGUUAUUCUCAUAACACUGGGCUGUCUAUGCAGUAGGAACAUGCAUAUACUUUUGAAAUUAGUGCUACAUGACCAGAGAAAACAGAGAAACAGAGCUAUGGUUUUCAUUUUGCUCAAGAGGUAGAAAACCCACAAAUACCAGAAUGCACUGCGCCGCACCGGACCAAUAAACACUCCCGAUAGUGUGUGAUGUAAUGUGAGCUUGGAAAUUUCUCAACAUGAAACAAUAUGGCAGCUGCUUGCAAUCAGCAUCUGAAAUUACAG